Molecule: messenger RNA, 1437 nt
Organism: Chlorella variabilis
Lineage: Eukaryota; Viridiplantae; Chlorophyta; Trebouxiophyceae; Chlorellales; Chlorellaceae
Exons: 11
Coding region: 1-1437 (478 amino acids)
Biological process (GO): proteolysis
Molecular function (GO): serine-type endopeptidase activity
Source: RefSeq, a predicted model, not a curated record
AUGGCGCAGGCGCGUAGCCCAUUGGCUGGUCUCCGCCUGCACCGCCUGGUGGGCAAGCGGCAAGGGGUGCCAGGCCGUGGCAGCGGCGCCCUCGUCGCAGCUGCCGCCGCAGCCAACAGUGGCACGGCCAGCGCCAGCGUGCCGGCUGACAGUGUGAUGCUGUUCAACAUCACUGACGGCAGCAGUGUGGAGGAGAAGGUGGCACAGCUGCUGAACCACGCAGAGGUUGCCAUGGUGCAACCCGACUACGUGCGGUACUUGGCGGUUGCUCCCCCGCCUCCACCAACCGCCUGGGUCCCCAGCGGCGUCGGCCGCGCGAUGGUGCCCAACGACGUUUUCUUUGGCACCUACUCGUCACACUGGCAUCUGAGCCAGAUUUCGGCACCAGUGGCCUGGGACACCACCACUGGCUCAAAGCAGGUGGGCGUGUGUAUGGUUGACACCGGCGCCCGCGUCACGCACCAGGACCUGGCAGGCAACAUCGCCAGCGCCUGGAACAGGGCCGGAAGCCCAGCCAACGACACCCUGCUUUACCAUAAUGUUUCGGACCACCACGGGCAUGGCACUCACACAGCCGGGAUUGUGGGCGCAGUGGGCAACAACUUGGUUGGUGUCACCGGUGUUGCCUGGAAUGUGUCCCUGCGGAUCUGCAAGGCCGCAUCGUACAACACCUAUUGGGGUUUCUUUUUUGCCACCUCAGAUGUGCUCGAUUGCUACACACUGUGCAAACAGGCGGGCGUGCGGGUGGUCAGUGCCAGUUACGGCGGCUACUACGUUGAUGCCCUGGAGGAGGCCGCCAUUGCCGACCUGCAGCAAGCGGGCAUCCUGUUUGUGGCAGCCGCAGGGAAUGAUGGCUGGGACAACGACGCCCUGGACGCAGACAUCCAGUCCAACCCUGCCAGCUACGGACUGGACAACAUCCUGUCGGUUGCCGCCAGCCGUGCCGACGACCAGCUUGCGUCAUUCUCCAACUACGGCGCAACCAAAGUGCACCUGGCGGCACCAGGCAUUAAUGUGAUGAGCACAUGGGCCUCGGCUGAUAACAGCUACUUGCCGGAGUCAGGCACCUCCAUGGCCACGCCCAUCGUGGCUGGGGCUGCAGCGUUGCUGUUUGCAGCAAAGCCCGAUGCCACUUACACUGAAGUCAGGGACGCGCUGCAAAACUCGGUCGACCUGGUGCCGGGCCUGAAUGGCCUGGUCAGCAGCAGCGGCCGGUUGAACGUGGCCCGCGCGCUGGAAACCCUUCUGUUCGGGGCGGCUUCAGACACGCCGCCUGCAACAUACGUAUUCAAAACACAGGCCGACAUCUUUUUCAACUUCAGUUUCUACGAUUCGCGUGCAGAAGUGUUUGGUGUCGCCGAUGCGGCGAGCUGCCAAGAUAGCUGCCAGGUCCAGAGCUGGUGCUACUACUUCAUGUAUCGGGCGACCCCGCCGUGA